Molecule: messenger RNA, 5568 nt
Organism: Carassius auratus (goldfish)
Lineage: Eukaryota; Metazoa; Chordata; Actinopteri; Cypriniformes; Cyprinidae
Product: collagen alpha-1(XI) chain-like
Exons: 62
Biological process (GO): extracellular matrix organization
Molecular function (GO): extracellular matrix structural constituent conferring tensile strength
Source: RefSeq, a predicted model, not a curated record
AAUGGCUGUAAACUAAUUUUGUGUCUCUCUGUCUCUCUUUUUGCAGCUGAGCCAGCCGAUCUUCUAAAGAUUUUAGAUUUUCACAGUUUGCCGGAGGGUGUAACGAAAACUACAGGCUUCUGCACACACCGGAAGUCGUCAAAAGGUCCUGAUGUCGCCUACAGGGUCACAAAAGAUGCACAGCUUAGCGCUCCUACUAAACAACUCUACCCCUCAUCCGUGUUUCCUGAGGACUUCUCCAUCUUGGCGACGGUGAGGCCGAACAAAGGCAGUCAGUCCUUCUUGCUGUCGGUGUAUAACGAACAGGGCAUCCAGCAGCUCGGUCUGGAAGUGGGGCGCUCUCCUGUCUUCCUGUAUGAGGAUCACUUGGGCAAACCCGGCCCGGAGGACUACCCGCUCUUCAGAGGCGUCAACUUGGCAGACGGAAAGUGGCACCGUGUGGCGAUCAGUGUUCACAAACAGAGCAUCACUCUGGUUUUGGACUGUAAGAAAAAGGUGACACGGACGUUAUCCAGAAGCCCUCACCCCAUCAUCGACACUAAAGGCAUCGUGGUCUUCGGGACGCGCAUCCUGGAUGAGGAGGUGUUUGAGGGUGACAUCCAGCAGUUGAUGAUUGUAUCGGACUAUCGCGCUGCGUUUGAUUACUGUGAGCACUACAGCCCCGACUGUGAGGUUCCUGCACCUGAACAGCACCAGAACCAAGACCCAAACACUGAUAAAGAUAACACAGAGGAUGACUACUAUUAUGAAUAUCCCUACUAUGAGGACAUGGACAACGAAAAGAGGGAAGAAACGACAACCGAUGAAACGACUGGAACCGAAACUGAAGACCUAACGGUGUCUGUUCCGGAUAGCGGUCGUGUGGUUACAUCGGUUAUCAGUGGUGGAACAGGCGGCUCCAGCAGUUCCUCGAGUAGCUCCUCGUCCUCCUCUUCUUCAUCCUCUUCAUCCUCCAGCUCUACCACGACUACUGGCGAGGAACCGUACGACGGCUACGAUGGAUAUGAGACUGGAUAUGACACAUAUUAUGACGAGUCGACCUCGGCGCCUGACGGCUCCCGGACCAUCAGCAUCACUAGCACAGGCACAGGUACCGGCGGAGAAGUGGAGAUCGGACUGGCCGGUGAGGUGGAUUUGGGACUGGGAGGAGACCUGGACAGGCGGAUCAUUACAUCAUCAUCAUCAUCAUCAUCGUCGUCGUCGUCAUCAUCAUCAGGAGGAGGAGGAGGAAGUGGAAGAGUGCACUCAACUGUCACAGUCAUUCACAAUGGAACGUCUGGCUCUGUUUCCAGCUCCGGCUCUGGCACCGGCUCUAGCACCAGAGUCAUUACUAGCUCCAGCUCCGGCUCCAGCUCCAGCUCCAGCUCCAGCUCCAGCUCUGGAGUCAGCACCGGCUCCAGCUCCAGCUCUAGUUAUCCCACGGUGGAUGGUGGUUAUGAUGAUACCCACUACGGCGAGGGUCUUGAUCUGACCUAUGGAGAGGGAUAUGAAGAAGGAUACGGAGAGGGAGAUUAUAACGUGGAAGGAGGCGCUAGCAGCAGCAGAACUUCAGUGUCCGUCGGGGGCGGGUCUGUUUCUGUUGGAGGCGGGUCUGUUUCUGUUGGAGGCGGGUCUGCUUCUUCAAGUGGCUCAGUUGGGGGCGGAUCCAGCAGUGCUGGGGCCAGUGUGGGGGCGGGGUCUGUUGCCUCCGGUGGGCAUGGAGGAAUCGGUGGAGAGGCAGAUUCCGUCGAUAUCGACAGGUUCAAGGAGGAAUCCAUCACGGAUUACACUGACGCAGAACUGGAGAAGAUGUAUGACUAUGAUGACCUGUACACCGACGGUGACAAAGCACUGCCCGCAGAGACCGACGAGGGCUACGGACAGGUGGAUGGACUGAGGGGAGAGAAAGGCCAGAAAGGAGAGCCUGCCAUCAUUGAACCCGGAAUGCUGGUCGAAGGCCCACCUGGUCCAGAGGGUCCCACAGGCCUCCCCGGUCCUCCAGGUUCAACGGGACCCCCAGGUGGUGCUGGAGACCCCGGUGAGAGGGGUCUUCCUGGUCGCCCUGGUCUGCCUGGAGCUGACGGUCUUCCAGGACCUCCAGGGACUGUCCUGAUGUUGCCUUUCCGCAUGAGUACAGGAGGCGACAGCGGACAUAAAGGUCCUGCAGUUUCUGCCCAAGAGGCUCAGAUGCAAGCCAUCAUGCAGCAGGCCAGGCUGGCGAUGAGGGGUCCAACCGGACCCAUGGGUUUGACGGGUCGUCCCGGUCCUCUGGGUCCUCCUGGUGUUCCUGGACUGAAAGGAGAGUCUGGGGAAUCAGGACCUCAGGGUCCUCGUGGUCCACUGGGAUCCCAUGGCCCUCCUGGAAAGCCUGGUAGAAGGGGUCGACCCGGCUCAGAUGGAGCCCGAGGGAUGCCUGGACAGACGGGACCUAAGGGUGACCGAGGAUUCGAUGGACUCGCUGGUUUGCCUGGAGAAAAGGGUCACAGGGGUGAGACGGGUCCUCAGGGGCCACCUGGGCCUCCAGGAGAGGACGGAGAAAGAGGCGAUGAUGGUGAGGUCGGACCCAGAGGUCUGCCGGGAGAACCGGGUCCUCGUGGUUUGUUGGGCCCCAAAGGUCCCCAGGGGCCCCCAGGCUCUCCUGGUGUGACUGGUAUGGACGGACAUCCUGGACCUAAAGGAAACAUUGGUCCUCAAGGUGAGCCAGGACCUCCAGGACAACAAGGCAACCCCGGAGCUCAGGGACUUCCUGGUCCUCAGGGAGCGAUCGGACCUCCAGGAGAGAAGGGUCCCACUGGAAAACCAGGCUUACCGGGAAUGCCAGGAGCUGAUGGACCUCCGGGCCACCCGGGAAAAGAAGGACCAUCCGGAGAGAAAGGAAAUCUGGGACCUCCUGGUCCUCAGGGGCCGAUCGGAUAUCCUGGGCCUCGAGGUGUAAAGGGUGCUGAUGGAGUCCGCGGGCUGAAAGGAGGCAAGGGUGAAAAGGGAGAAGACGGAUUUCCGGGAUUUAAGGGAGAUAUGGGCGUCAAAGGCGACAGGGGAGAACUUGGUGCCGCCGGACCCAGAGGUGAAGACGGGCCUGAGGGACCCAAAGGAAGAUCGGGUUUACCUGGAGAUGCUGGACCGCUCGGGCCGACCGGAGAGAAGGGAAAGCUCGGUGUGCCCGGGUUGCCAGGUUACCCAGGAAGACAAGGCCCCAAGGGUUCUCAAGGAUUCCAGGGAUUCCAAGGAGCCAGCGGAGAGAAAGGCACGAGGGGGACAGCAGGAAAGCCGGGACCCCGAGGACAGAGAGGACCCACGGGACCCCGUGGUGAAAGAGGACCGAGGGGACCAACCGGUAAAGCGGGACCAAAGGGCAACUCAGGAAGCGACGGCCCCCCAGGACCACCCGGUGAACGGGGUCCGUUAGGAGCAGCGGGACCGACUGGAUUCCCUGGCCCUAAGGGUCCACCGGGUCCUGCCGGAAAGGACGGGCUGCCCGGACACCCUGGCCAGAGAGGAGAGACUGGUUUCCAAGGUAAAACUGGACCUCCCGGACCCCCAGGUGUAGUCGGACCUCAGGGACCAACAGGUGAAACAGGACCAAUGGGAGAGCGAGGCCACCCUGGACCCCCAGGACCACCUGGUGAACAGGGUCUACCUGGACAAGCAGGAAAAGAGGGAGCAAAGGGAGAUCCCGGUCCUGCAGGACCCACCGGUAAAGACGGACCUCCAGGACUGCGAGGGUUUCCAGGAGAGAGAGGUUUACCAGGCCCUGUGGGGUCUGCAGGUUUGAAAGGGAGUGAAGGACCUCCAGGGCCACCUGGACCUGCUGGUUCUCCUGGUGAACGUGGUGCUGCUGGCCCUGCUGGUCCUACCGGCCUCCCGGGCCGACCCGGACCUCAAGGACCCCCGGGACCCUCUGGAGAGAAAGGUGGACCUGGUGAGAAAGGACCUCAAGGACCAGCUGGUAGAGACGGUAUUCAGGGACCGGUGGGACUUCCAGGCCCAGCCGGACCCAUCGGACCCCCGGGAGAGGACGGUGAUAAGGGCGAGCUUGGAGAGCCGGGCCAGAAGGGAAGCAAGGGUGACAAGGGCGAGCAGGGUCCUCCAGGGCCCGUCGGUAGCCAGGGUCCUGCAGGUCAGCCGGGUCCACCUGGUGCUGACGGAGAGCCAGGUCCCAGAGGUCAGCAGGGUCUGUUUGGGCAGAAGGGAGAUGAGGGUUCACGAGGCUUCCCAGGACCACCAGGACCUGUCGGCCUUCAGGGCUUGCCUGGACCCCCGGGUGAGAAGGGAGAGACUGGUGACGUCGGUCAGAUGGGUCCCCCCGGUCCUCCUGGCCCCAGAGGCCCCUCCGGACCCCCAGGAGCCGAUGGACCACAGGGACCCCCGGGAGGAAUCGGCAACCCAGGAGCCGUGGGAGAGAAGGGAGACGCUGGUGAAACAGGAGAACCAGGCCCACAGGGAGACGUCGGCCCUCCAGGUCCAAGAGGAGAGCGAGGAGAGAAGGGAGAAUCUGGACCCGCUGGUUCUGCUGGGCCCCCCGGACCUAAAGGACCACCAGGAGAUGAUGGUCCUAAAGGAAGCCCUGGUCCAAGUGGUUUCCCUGGAGAUCCUGGUCCUCCUGGAGAGCCUGGUCCAUCUGGUUUGGAUGGUGCUCCUGGAGAUAAGGGUGAUGAUGGAGAGCCUGGUCAGCCGGGAUCCCCUGGACCUACUGGUGAAACUGGCCCCACUGGACCCCCAGGAAAGAGAGGGCCUCAUGGACCUGCAGGACCUGAAGGAAGACAGGGAGAGAAGGGUGCCAAGGGUGAAUCUGGUCUCCUGGGUCCACCUGGUAAGACCGGUCCAGUUGGUCCUCAGGGAAGCCCUGGAAAGCCCGGCUCUGAGGGUCUGAGAGGUGUGCCUGGACCAGUGGGAGAACAAGGACUGCCCGGUGCUCCGGGACCCGAUGGACCUCCGGGACCCAUGGGUCCUCCUGGAUUGCCUGGACUGAAGGGAGAAACUGGGAUUAAAGGUGAAAAGGGUCAUCCUGGUCUCAUUGGACUCAUCGGACCUCCAGGAGAACAAGGAGAGAAGGGAGACAGAGGGUUGCCAGGUCCACAGGGAACUGCAGGACUCAAAGGAGACACUGGUAUUUCAGGACCAGCUGGACCUAUUGGACCCAUUGGACCUCCUGGUCUCCCGGGUCCUCCUGGUCCUAAAGGUGCUAAAGGAUCAUCUGGUCAGACUGGACCGAAGGGAGAAAGUGGAGUGCCAGGACCCCCUGGACCUCCAGGUCCACCCGGAGAUGUCAUCCACCCUCUGCCCAUUCUGUCCAGCCCCAAACGGGCAAAGAGGAACAUCGACGCCAGCCAGAUGAUGGACGACGCUGGAGAUGCCAAUUACAAAGACUAUGAGGACGGCAUGGAGGAGAUAUUCGGCUCACUGAACUCGCUCAAACUAGAGAUUGAACAGAUGAAACACCCGCUGGGCACACAGAGUAACCCCGCGCGCACCUGCAAAGACCUGCAGCUGUGCCACCCAGACUUCCCAGAUGGUGAAUACUGGAUUGAUCCGAACCAGGGCUGCUCCAGAGGACUCUUUCAAAGUGUACUGUAACUUCACAGCAGGCGG